Molecule: messenger RNA, 1300 nt
Organism: Hibiscus syriacus
Lineage: Eukaryota; Viridiplantae; Streptophyta; Magnoliopsida; Malvales; Malvaceae
Product: histone-lysine N-methyltransferase, H3 lysine-9 specific SUVH4-like
Exons: 8
Coding region: 227-1201 (324 amino acids)
Source: RefSeq, a predicted model, not a curated record
ACACCAAACUUUCCUCCCUUCCAUUUCUUCAAUCCUUUUUUCUUAUCUUUUAGAUUUACGAAAUGGUAGUUCAGUCUCUGCCCUCCGAGUACAGUUCCGUCCUAUCGCCGGAAAACCCUAGCAACAAGUCAAGAUCCAGUUAGAGGAAGGUUCCUCGCCCAAGGACAACGUCUCCGGACAAAGGAGAGGUAGUGCCAGACAUCAAGCUGCCAAACAAAAAGCUGACAUGGAGCUUCUGGUAAAGCGGGGAGUGGACCUCCUGGGUAAAAACGGAGCAAGUUGCAGAAAAAAGGUCAAUAAGAUUAUGGAAAACCCAAACAUAAAUCUAAAUGGUAUCGAACAACUUCCUGAGAUUUCAACAUAUCAGACUGAACCCAAAGUGAACACAGAAAACCCAAACCUAAAUCAAAAUGGUUCCCUACAACUUCCUCGGAGUGAACCCAAGAUGACUGCGAAAGUAGCCAAAAUGGUGCAACGAGCUGCCAAGAUUGCUAAGGGACUAGAUUCCACUAGCGCUAUCAAUGCUCCAAAUGUUGUUGAGAAGAGUGCACCUAUUAAGGUGAAGGAGACUUUGAGGUUGUUCAACAAGCAUUACCUUCACUUUGUUCAGGAAGAGGAAAUGAGGUGUGCUGCAGUCAAAGUUAACAAGAAACCCCAGAAGGGCAAAAAUGCAAAGAAAGGAGAUGUACCUGAGGUUGAUGUCAAGGGCAAGACCAAGCGACCUGACCUGAAAGCAAUAUCAAAGAUGAUAGAGAACAAUGAGGUGCUUUAUUCCGAGAAAAGGAUAGGCUGCCUUCCAGGUAUUGACGUUGGUCAUCGGUUUUAUUCUCGUGCUGAAAUGAUUGCUGUUGGUUUUCAUAGCCACUGGUUGAAUGGUAUUGAUUAUAUGGGACAGUCCUACAGGAAAGGGGAGUAUGAACACUAUACAUUCCCACUUGCAGUUGCUAUAGUUUUGCCAGGCAUGUAUGAGGAUGACUUAGAUAAUGCUGAAGAUGUAAUAUAUACUGGACAGGGAGGACAUGACCUGACUGGUAAUAAGCGUCAAAUACGAGAUCAAGUUUUAGAACGUGGUAAUCUGGCGCUCAAGAACUCUGUGGACCUUGGGGUGCCUGUUCGAGUAAUUCAUGGUCAUGAAUCUGCUAGCAGUUACUCUGGAAAAGUGUAUACAUAUGAUGGCUUGUACAAGGUUGUUCAGUACUGAGCAGAGAAGGGUAUUCUGGGUUCACUGUUUUUAAAUAUCGAUUGAGGCGUCUUGAAGGACAACCAAUAUUAACAACUAACCAGGUUUACUAUCUGGUCU